CGGCAGAGACGCCACGCCUCCACGACGAUGAGCGCGUAAACGAAGCUCCUCUCGAAGACGUUAGGAGUGACGACAUCAAUCAACGAAACAGCACGCACAGGCACGCGACGCGAAGCAGAAGCUCGCGCGUAAUCAACGCACAGGCGACACACGCCACCAGUAUAUGACAAAGAACCACGCGGGCGACGCGCCGGUGAGCGGUUCGAACGCGGAAGGGAAGCGACCGCCGGCGCCAAAGAUGGGCGUGGAGGAGGGCGCGUUUGCGCGGAUGAACAUAAACGCCGACGGCGCGGGCGUGAAAUCGAACGGCAAGGGGAUCCCCGCGCCGAACGCGCUUCCGGUGCCGCUGCCGAACGGCGACCGCGGCGGCGGCGCGAAGGGAGGACGGAACAACAGACGCGGCGGGAAGGGCGGCGGCGGCGGCGGCGGCGACAAAAACGCUACUUCGGCUUCGGCCCCCGGCGGCGGCGGCAGCGGCGACGGCGACGACGCGGCGAAAGAGUCCGCCGGCCGCGCGCCGCGCGCGCCGCGCCCGAAGCGCGAGCAGAAGCCGCGCGAACCGCGCGGCGGCGACGACGCGACCGGCGACGCGAGGCCGAAGCCGAGGAUGCCGUCGCCGAAGCCGGCGGCGAACGCGAAGGCUGGCGGCGGCGCGGCGCCGGCGCCGAACGCGCCGCCGACGCCGGUGGGGGCGUACACGCCGCCGGGAGCGCGCGAGCGCGACGCCGCCGCGGCGAGGACGCCGCCGCCGGUGCCGGUGGAGGAUAAGCGCCCGGCGAAGGGGCUGAUUCCGCUGCCGAAGGGGCACCCCGCGCUGGGUGGGGAAUCCGCGGGCGACGGCGAGAAAGCGGCUGCGGGUUCCCCCGCGCCCGCGCCCGCGCCCGAGAAGGGCCGCCGCGCGGCGAAGAAAGACAAGCCGCUCGCGGAGUCCACGAACGGCGCCGCGGUCGGGGACGACGCGCCCGAGAAGUCCGAGUCGCGCCCGCCGGAAGAGAAGAGGAAACUGUCCAAAAAAGAGAAGCGGAUCGAAGCGCACGCGAGCGGCGAGACGUUGAAGAAGGAAAAAGAGGCCGCGAAACCCAAAGAGAGGAAGCCGAAACCGUCUGACGACGGCGCGGCGUCCAUCCCGAGAGCGCUCGCCGCGCAGGUUGGGAAGGAGAUCAGGAGGCUCGUGGAGGGCGGCGACAUGGAGGGGGCGUUGGACGUGUUCCACGAAAACGCGAAGAAGAACGCGAUCGACGUGGACACCGCGCGAGCGUUACUCCACGGCCUCGUCCGCGCGGUGAGGCUUCACGAAGCCUGCGACGUCGCGGAUCACCUGAAGAACCGAGGGAUCAAGAUUCCGCUGAAGCACUUCACGACCGUGGUGCUCGCGUUGUCGCAACGCGCGAACCCGAUGGACGCGCUCGACCUCCUGAACGCGCUCGAGCCGUGCAUAAACUACGAAUCCAAGGCGAUUCACUGCUACCACUUUCACUUCCUGAAGCUCAUCGUGCAGGAGUUUCUCGAGGAGGCGCUUCAGACGCUCGAUCGCGUCGCGAACGCCCCCGCGUUUGGGCUACAGGAGAACGGCCUCGCGGCGAUGGACGUCGUGAUUCGAACGUCGCAACGCGGCGGGCAGCUGUCGCUUCAAGUUCCCGCGCUCGCGGAGGAGCUGAACCGCGGUCUGAUGAAGGGCGACACGGUGCUUCUGUCGCGGACCGGCGAGGCUGCGAGGCAGACGGGCCUCGGGGAGAUGCCCACCGGCCCGAGAGGGGGCAGCGACGUGGAUUUGCAAAACCUCGAGAUGCCCACCGGCCCGCGGACGGACGGCGCCGAGCGCGGCCGCGGCGACCGCCGCGGCGGCGGCGGCGGCUGGCGCGCGGAUUACGAGUUCGAAGCCGAAGUCAGCACGAUGUACCCCAACCUCAGCGUGAAGCUCAUCGGGUGCACGCCCGCGCAAGCGUCCUCCGUCAGAGGCGGCGGGUGGAGGGUGGACAAGCUCGCGAACCGAACGUCGUUCAUUCGCCAGCUCAACGCGCUUCAGAACAUGGUCGAAGUCAAGGCGGGGACGUCCCAGAAAGACGGCGUGGAUCCGGCGAUUCGGGACAUUCUCGUCGCGGGGUGGGACGGGAACAAGUCGGAGUCGAACCGCGUCCGCGAGAUGUGCGCCGCGGAGAAGAACCAAGGGAUGCACGCGAUUCAGCGCCAGAAAAUCUUAGACCAAGCGAUGGACGUUCAGGCGAUGAGCCACAUGAACAAGUCGCAGACGGACGCCCUCGAGGCUGCGCUCUUCCAGCGCGUGACGCUCAUUCAAGGCCCUCCGGGCACGGGGAAGACGCACACCGCGGUGGCGCUCGUGCAGAUGUGGCUUCGCUCCGGCAUCGGCCCGGUGCUGUGCACGUCGGAUUCCAACAUCGCGGUCGACAACCUCGUCGACGGUUUAUCCCGAGCCGGCGUGCGCGUCGCGCGCAUCGGCCGCCCGGAGGCGGUCCGCCAGGACCUCAUGCAGUACAUGGUGGAGUCCAUCGCCGGGAUCGAGCCUGGGUGUACGUGGAGCAAAGAUCAGCAGUACCAAGCCAUCAACGGCGUGCUUCGACGCGCGGACGUGAUUUGCGCGACGUGCGCGGGCGCGGGGUCGGACAUCCUCGAGAGGUUCUCCUUCCAGGCGUGCCUCAUCGACGAAGCGACGCAAGCGACGGAGCCCGCGACGGUCGUGCCGCUCACGAAGGGCUGCUCGCAGGUUGUCCUCAUCGGCGAUCAAAAGCAGCUGCCGCCGACGAUCAUCUCCCGCGAGGCGGACGCCGCCGGGCUCGGAAAGUCCCUCUUCGAGCGGAUGC
This is a messenger RNA of Micromonas pusilla CCMP1545, 2819 nucleotides long. RefSeq lists its product as uncharacterized. The annotation marks the transcript as partial. NCBI's taxonomy places the organism in Eukaryota, Viridiplantae, Chlorophyta, Mamiellophyceae, Mamiellales, Mamiellaceae. The transcript has 2 exons. Gene Ontology annotation, biological process: nuclear-transcribed mRNA catabolic process, nonsense-mediated decay. The record is from RefSeq and is a predicted model, not a curated record. Gene Ontology annotation, molecular function: RNA helicase activity; protein binding. Gene Ontology annotation, cellular component: cytoplasm.